GAUCGUUAUCAUCAGGGUUCAUACUUUUCUAGAUUUCACAGGACAAACAAAAGGUUGAGAAGCAUAAUAAGAGGGAAUAGUCCAAGCGCGAGCUCUCAUUAAAAAUGCGCCAUCAUCAAUACGAAUCACAAUUUCUUCAAAAUACAAUGGUUUGCCUUUUGUGGUUACACCACAGUAAGCUGAUAAAUCAUUAUAAUUAUAAUAUUUUGUACCAUCGAUCUCAACGCAAGAACCUUUUAAGUAUGGUAAUUUCAAUGAAGGAGUUAAAGUAAGAGAACCUUCAGAUGUUCUAAAAGAUUCUGUGAGUGCACGAAAAAUCUUAUCAUCUGCGGAAUCCUUUAAAGUAAGAUUUUCGAAUUUUACGCCAUUGUUCAAAUUAGACGUUACGGUUGCUAAUGCAUCUCUUCCGUGGAUUUCUAAUCGAUAUAAACCUUUGUCCGGGUUUGGUUUUAUGAUAUUAUCGACAUUAUUUUGAUCAUUAUUAUUAGCGGUCGCAUCGUUAUUUAUGACAUUAUUUUCAUUUUCAUCAUUAGUGGUGUUAUCUUCGGCGA
Messenger RNA from Rhizophagus irregularis DAOM 181602=DAOM 197198, 551 nucleotides. The record is from RefSeq and is a predicted model, not a curated record. NCBI's taxonomy places the organism in Eukaryota, Fungi, Glomeromycota, Glomeromycetes, Glomerales, Glomeraceae.